CCGGAGUGAAAACAGAGUGACACCAAGCGCGUGCGUGUCUGUUGCGACCGCGACGCUUGAUUUAAAAAACUCGCGUGUUCCCGUGAGCAACGAGGAGUGUCCUUACCGGAGCGGAGACUCGUUUACCGGGAUUAAUUCAAGAGAACCGGAGCAGAGACUCGUUUACCGGGAUCAAGAGAACCGGACCGGUUGCCGAAGGUGCCGAACCCAGUCCCGCUGAUCAUUAAUAAUCAUCAUCAUCAUCAACUUCCACAGAUAAUCACAGUUCUGCUUUAUUAAGGAUCAGCUGUUCUCCUCUUCUUCCUCAGGAUCAGCUGUUCUUCCUCAGGAUCAGCUGUUCUCCUCCUCUUCCUCAGGAUCAGCUGUUCUUCCUCAGGAUGGUGUUCUUCACGUGCGACGCCUGCGGAGAGUCUCUAAAGAAAGCUCAGGUGGAGAAGCACCUGCUGAAGUGCCGCGGCUGUCGAGUUCUGUCCUGCAUCGACUGCGGGAACGACUUCCGAGGUGACGAUUACAAGAACCACAACAAGUGCAUCAGUGAGGAUCAGAAGUAUGGAGGCAAAGACUUCCAGGCGAAGGCGAACAAAGGCGACGUGAAGCAGCAGCAGUGGAUUCAGAGGAUCCAGGAGGCGUCGGAUCGGCCCGGUGUUCAGCCCAGACUCCAGCAGGUCCUGCGGCAGGUCGCCGCCUACGGGAACGUUCCCCGGAAGAGAGCCAAGUUCCAGAACUGGAUGAAGAACAGCCUGAAGAUCCACAGUCCCGAGUUACUGGAGCAGGUGUGGGAGAUCUUCUCUGCGGCCGACAGCGACUGCAACCAAACGACAGAAGAACACAAACCGAACCGAAGCGAGCCGACCAACGGCACUGAGACUAAUGAAGGAAAGAGGGAAGAGCGGAAGGAUAAAAAGAGAGAGAGCGAGAGAGAGACAUCAGAGCAGCAGAACGGAAAGAAACAGAGCAGGAAGAAGAGGAAACGAGAGGAAAGAGGACAGGACACGGAGGAGAAGACCAAGAAAAGGAGAGAAGAGCCGUCUGAUGAGAGCCAGGAUCUGGAGGGGGAGGAGCCAGAGAACCAGCAGUCCGAAUCAAACUCUACAGGGAAGUUUAACUGGAAAGGGACGAUCAAGGCGGUUCUGCGCGACGCUCCUGAGGACGGCCUCGCCGUGAAGAAGCUCCGCAAGAAGGUUUUAGCUGCUUAUUAUUCGUUUACUGGAGAUGGAAACUACAGAUCGGAAGAGGAGCUUCUGUCUCUGUUCAACAAGAAGAUCAACAACAACCCCAAGUUUAAGACGCUGAAGGAGAAGGUGCGGCUGGUGAAGUGACGGGGUCAUCAUCAUCUCCUGCUGGACGUCCGGCUCCGAAAUAUGAUUAAUGCCUUAAAACAGUCACAUCAAGAACAAUUUCUCUAUAUGGCUCAUUAAUAAAACAUACUAUGUACAAGCAGGCAAAGCAAAUGCGUAGUUUUACGCUGUUUAAAACCGUAUAAAGUGUUUAAUGUAACUGGGCGCUCUACUUGUGUAUAGAGAAUUAGGUGUAUACUGAGUUUGGUGUUUUAAUAAAACUGUCUUAAUUCAUCAA
Messenger RNA from Pimephales promelas (fathead minnow), 1575 nucleotides. The record is from RefSeq and is a predicted model, not a curated record. NCBI's taxonomy places the organism in Eukaryota, Metazoa, Chordata, Actinopteri, Cypriniformes, Leuciscidae.